GCUUUUCAACGUCAAGAUGCGACAACACCAGGAGAAGCCGACACAUCUGCUUUCGCUGCGAACCAAUGGUCAGCGAGAAGCAUUGCCACAAAUUCUUCGCGGACAGAAAACGGCGUACCACUGAGACCAAGCCCGCACACUCCUGGCCUCUGCCAAUCGAGGCUACAUCGAAGCAAGAGGUCAAGCGAUGCCGAGCGUGCUCUUUUGAUGACCUUGCCCAAGAAACAAGUCGCAACGCUGCUGAUCGACAACUACUUCGAUAAGAUCCAUUGGUGCUUUUUGAUCUUCUUUCAAGACGAGUUCAAGGAGCGCUUCGAAAACCUGUUUACUAGUAUUUCUCGCGAUGAUGGGAUCAAAGGAGCGAGCAUCAGUUUCGUCAGUCUCGUGCUUGGCGUAUGCCUUACUAGCCUACCGUAUUUGAGCGACGAGAAACGGUCUGAGUUAGUCUGUUUAGCCGUUGAUUCAGCAUCACUGCAAGAACAAAUACUGUCCAUACUGAGACUGAAGCUCCUAGACUAUGUCUCUUCCGGGUCUAUCGAGGCGGUGCAGACAUGCAUCCUCUUGGGGUGCUUUCACUUGUACCAUGGAGAACCCGAGUUGGCCUGGCCGAUAUGCGGCUGUGGCUUGCGAAUCGCUCAAGCACUCAACCUUCAUAGGGCUGCAGCUGAUCAACGAUCUGGAGUACCCGAUUUCGAUGACCCAGUGACCAGGGCUAUUGAGACCAAGAGGCGAUGUUGGUGGUCAAUCUAUGAGACGGAGACUAUCUGUUCUAUGCUAUACGGGUUUCCCUUGAGUAUAGUUGAUGAAGAUUGUGACGUGGAGUUACCUGAUCCAUAUCCUUUGCGAUCGAAGGACCCAUCUUGGAAAUCCAACGAAUGGAAAGCAGCAGGUAAAGCGACACUCUUAUCAUUCAAACGAGCUAUGGCUGAGUUGACGAUAAUUGUCAAAUCUGCUCUUUCUCGCCUGUAUGGAACACAACGAAGAUUGCGAGAGAAAGACCAGAUGGAUAACGCCAGCGGGUCUGACCUGCAGCUUUUGAUCAGUACGAUAGCCGAAUUGGAUGGCAGGCUUAAGACAUGGCGAGACCAUCUUCCUGUGGAACUUCUAUUGGGCGGCGCAAUCUCCAAGUCACAAACAGAGAGCCUCGUUGGCGGGAUACCCGAAAGCUUAAGAAGUAGCUUUCCUAGCCAAACCAAACGACUCCAACUGUUUGGAGUCCAAUCGCUUUCUCUCAAACUCGCUUUUGAGAACGCGAGAAUUCUGGUGCAUCGACCUCUUCUUUCCUACAAGACGAUGGCUAUCGCGGGACAUUCUCGUAAUGCUCUACCUCUCCGCUCAGCUGUUCGAGCAUGCCGCGACGCCGCUUUGCAGAUAGCUCAGGUUGGGUCCACUUCGGAAUUCAACGAGGUCGCUGGUACAUAUGCUGUAUCAUUCGUGGCUUUACAUCUCUUCACAGCCGGGGUAGCUCUAUCGAUAUUAACCAGCCUUGAACCGCUGAGUCGAGAGUCUUUCGAGUCAAAGAUGGGCCUUCGCCAACUGAUUUCCAUGCACUCUCAACUGAAGGCAAAGUCUAUCGUCGCCGAGCAAGGUUUCGAAAUCCUCAAGAGGCUGAUGACGCUUGUAAUGUCAAAGGAAACCGAAAGGAUGCUUCAAUUUGAGGGCCCAGCAGAUACACAACACGGAUGCAGCUCAGAUUCGACUCAGCGGACAUCUGACUCAAUUGAAGUAGCAACACAGAGUAAUUCUGCCACACGCGCUGGAGAGAGCCUUCCCUCUACAGAUUUCCAAGGGACAUCUCAGGACGAUUUAAUGGACGACUCAAGACCCGACAUUCCGGAAGACCCAGCACAAAUGGCUCGCUCAGAUCUUGGAUUCUGCGAAGACCCUCUGGUGACUCAAGCUCUUCUGGAUUUCGAACAAGCCAUGAGCUACGAUCCAAAUGGUGUACUUGGAGGUGGGCUGGCAGAAUUUGGUGAUCCGUUCGUAGAGAGCUGUUUCGGUGCACAUGAUCAAGGCUGGAUUUGGAACCCAAGAAAUUGA
This is a messenger RNA of Colletotrichum gloeosporioides, 2040 nucleotides long. RefSeq lists its product as uncharacterized. The record is from RefSeq and is a predicted model, not a curated record. Gene Ontology annotation, molecular function: zinc ion binding; DNA binding. Gene Ontology annotation, biological process: DNA-templated transcription. Lineage: Eukaryota; Fungi; Ascomycota; Sordariomycetes; Glomerellales; Glomerellaceae. The transcript is spliced from 2 exons. The annotation marks the transcript as partial.